Messenger RNA from Betta splendens (Siamese fighting fish), 684 nucleotides. RefSeq names its product short transmembrane mitochondrial protein 1 (gene stmp1). The record is from RefSeq and is a predicted model, not a curated record. NCBI's taxonomy places the organism in Eukaryota, Metazoa, Chordata, Actinopteri, Anabantiformes, Osphronemidae. Bases 146 to 286 code for a protein of 46 amino acids. The transcript is spliced from 3 exons.
CGUCUGAAAUCACGCGAUAGUGGGACUGAAGUUCUCGCGUGACGUAAACGGCAAGCUAUCUCGGCAGGCAAACAGCUGGCUUGCUCCUACAGCUUGUUUUUUUAGUCUGUUGAGCAUAUUCCAGUAGAGACUUCGCUUUACCAUUAUGCUACAGUUCCUGGCCGGUUUUACCCUGGGUAAUGUUGUGGGGAUGUACCUCGCGCAAAACUAUGAGGUUCCCAACAUAGCCAAGAAAAUCGAGGCCUUCAAGAAGGACGUAGAGGCCAAAAAGAAGCCUCCGGAGUAAGCGAUGAACGACUGUUACCGGCAGAAGAAGACGGACUCUGCAGAUAAACUAUUUAUUUCACAGAGUUAUUGUAUAAUGCGUGUACAUUUAUGGAAAUACAGGAAGUGUACCUGCAGAAUAUUGACCGUGCCUGGAACAGCUUGUUUUGCGCCUUCCACAUGGUUUGACAGUAGCCAAAUGUUCUAAAUUGUUUAAAGACUGGAUUUAUAGAACAAGGGGGAUCUGGGGAUGUCCAGGAGAGCACUGUGGUGUUUGAACCUUUACUCUAAUCUCCUCCCAAAUGAAAAUGAAUAUUCUAUGCUCUUGCCUUUCUUUUGCAUUGCAGCAGGUCAAUAUUUUCUCAAACGUUCUAGAAUGCAAUUGUAAAUCUUUAGUAUAAUAAAGUUGCUGAGAAUACA